AUGAAACUGUCCUUCUCUCUUCCACCUUCCUCAAAAUCAUCAUCAAAACCCACAAUUUCUCCUUCUUCAAAUCAACAAAAAGAAUUCAUCACAGAAUUCGAUCAAUCCAAACCCACUUCCAAUAAUAACAAUAACAACCAACCAAUCAUAAUCCCCCCAAUACCCAACCAGUGGAACCCAGAAACCCAAAUAGUCUCCAACAUCAAAACCGGUCUCAACAUUCGUGACAAGAAACAAACUUGUGGUGGGCCAGGGUCAGAAACAUUGUCGGAAAUCGAUAGAUUAAUGUUAAUGAAACUAAAAGAUGAUUUAAAAACGUUGCCUGAUGAUAAAGGGUUAGGAGAAUUUGAUGAUGUUUCGGUUGGAGAAUUUGGGCGUGCUUAUUUAAAAGGGUAUGGUUGGUAUGAAGGGAGAGGGAUUGGGAAGAAUGUUGUUGAGGAUGUUAAGGUUUUCGAGUUUACGAAAAGGACUGGGAGUGAAGGAUUGGGGUUUGAUACGAGUCGAAAAGUUGGGAAAUUGGAGAAAUGUGGUGGCAAAUGA
Molecule: messenger RNA, 540 nt
Organism: Erigeron canadensis
Lineage: Eukaryota; Viridiplantae; Streptophyta; Magnoliopsida; Asterales; Asteraceae
Product: protein MOS2-like
Exons: 1
Coding region: 1-540 (179 amino acids)
Biological process (GO): mRNA splicing, via spliceosome
Cellular component (GO): spliceosomal complex
Molecular function (GO): nucleic acid binding
Source: RefSeq, a predicted model, not a curated record